Messenger RNA from Aureobasidium pullulans EXF-150, 3154 nucleotides. RefSeq lists its product as uncharacterized. The transcript is spliced from 3 exons. NCBI's taxonomy places the organism in Eukaryota, Fungi, Ascomycota, Dothideomycetes, Dothideales, Saccotheciaceae. The record is from RefSeq and is a predicted model, not a curated record. Bases 176 to 3043 code for a protein of 955 amino acids.
ACAUGGCAGUCGCACUUGCCUUUGCCGGACUUUCACAUGACACGUCAUGGGGUCAAUAGCAAGCUUGCAUCUCAACGUAUCCUGAUACCAGUCUUGUAUCAACGAGCAAUUUCCAGUUUUGUUAUAUUUUCCAUCGCUUCAAUUGGAUAACGGUGGUAUACUCCGCCUUCGAACAAUGCCAUCCAAUAAAGAGAAUACCGAUCCCAAAGCUAUCCGAGCAGUACAGAAUAACAAAAACAACUCCUCACCCAACACGGCAUAUGGCCAUACUCCUGGCACUGUGGGAUUGCGUGGAUGGCAACCACCACAAGCUCACAUGUUCGUCUCGGCUCCAAGCUCUGUGAGUGGCUUUCCAACCACCGCCCAGCAACCACGCGGCAGCGUAUCACCAACAACUGCAAUCGAUCAGACCAGGCAUAGCAACAGCUCGACCGAAUCGCGAUCAUUGAACAGAGCUUCAGGGUCGCCCUUGAAGGUUCGGAAAACACGUGAAAACCUUCGAAAGGGUUAUCUCAAUGAUGCUGUUUCGAAGGGUGCACACUCAGUGCCCGACCUUACCUACAGCAAACAUACUGGCGUACAGCCACUCCGAGAGAUUCAAAACAUCGUGCACGAUGAAGUCGUCAGACCUCCGUCAACCAACCCUCGUUUCAGCUGGGAGUCUAACAGUAUCCAUCUCACAACAGUCAUCGAGCAGUCACCCUCCAAGCGCACCUCUAACCAAUCCAACAGGACCGAGCCAAAAUCUGCUCCGUCACUAUCCCGAAAGCUGUCGGUCCGCAAGCGUGUAGUUUCAAGAGUGAAAGAUGGUCUUCUUAGUCGAUCAAAAAGUUCUUCCAAGGCGCCAGUGAAGUCUGAGGAUGACGUUACCACCAGUCGUUCCGCUUCGGAGCAUGAAAGGUUCACUCAGAAUUCGGCAAACAAGAGUUUUCAGAAUAUGAAAAAGGAACAUAUCAUUGCUUCACAACUUCUUGCUUUCGAAUCGGUUCAGAGCUUCGUCUCGACCGACUCACCUACGGUAGACAUCAGCUCGACUCUGCUAGCCUUAUCGCCACUACACCCUGAUAUCAAAGGUGUCUUUCUGGGAAGUGACGGGAGCUUUCCGAGUCCAUCACAAAGAGCUCAGCCAAGCCCUUCACCUUCUCCAGAAAAGACUCCGCGCCCAGACAGAAGAUCUACAUGGUCAGCGAAAGUCCAUCUGAGCGUUCUAUCAAAACCUCUUACGAUGCUUCACAUCAAUCUAUCUGUCACACCUGCGUGGAACACCCUUGACCUGGCAGAUGAAGCGCAGAUGUGGGCAAUGAUCAAGGCUGAAGCAGCGGUCUCAAGCGAGCCGCCAAUAGACACAGAUGAAGCAAGCUCUGCCGUCCCCUCCCAGCAUGUUGGCAAGAGCCACAAAUUCCUGGAUGUAGUGGUUAUCAUUGACAACUCACCUUUGGCCUCCUCAUUGGCUCUUCAAAGCAUAUCCGAGUUUACCCGGCAUCUUUGCAGUCUGCUACGAGACCAUGGAGACCGUCUGGCCGUGUUUUGCACGCACUGUUCCCACGAAUCGCGGUGCUCCGAUACCAUGUCAGGCUGUCAGCUCCAUCGUUUACAGAGGCCGAAUGCAACAGCCCUUUCCAUCGACGUGGCAAGACUGGAUCCUAGCAAGGCAACGGCACCGCCUGCGGCCACUCAGAUGUCUGCAAUGAUGCAAGAAGCUGUAGCGUCAGUGGUCGAGAGAAGACAGGAUUCGAAUGACAGUGUCACACAUGCAUUUGUAUUGUCUCCGCUCCCCCGGAUAUGUACGUCAAUGCUUCGUAAAUUGGUAUCCUGGCCGAUCCAUCAAGUUCAGUUCGGCUAUGCCUACGACGCUCCUUUUCCUCAAGAUCAAGCUGGGGCAAACGGAUGGUGCUUUGAAUGGGACGCAGAUCAUCACACGACGUUGGAUGUCCUUAUCCAGUCAGCGCGAGAAGAAUCUUCUCAUCAAGAACUUUCACACGUUAGAGUGUCCAUUAACUCGGCCGAGCCCUGUCGCGUGGAAAGACUCCUGACUCCUCCCCGAAAGGCAACACUGCAUCCGGGUCAAUGUACCACUCUGUUCGCGAAAGUGCGGAUACCUUCGAUCAGUGAACGGCCAACUGCCGAUCCAAAAUCGAUUGAGGGUCUGUUCAGCGACCUUCAUGAAACACUCGGUAAUGUCAAGAAUGAGCUGUUCAAGGCGGAUGUGCGGUACAGACAUUCUCUUCUUCCUCGGAGCACAGAGCUUCGUACUGAGCUGGCUUGUGAACUGAUCCGCACGAAUAGAAACAGCCAAUGGGGUUCGACCCAUGAAGAGGAAGACAAGGAUGGUCUGGAAGUUGAGAUUGAGAAAGCCAAAUUUGCUGCAAGAAACUAUCCCCCGGAUGUUGCAAUCAAAAUCUUGCACAAGAAGUUUGGCAAAUUCUGGUCCGGCAAGAACGGACCACCAAUUCUGCAUAGCUUGCGCAAAGAGCUCGAGUUUCAACAGAAAGUGUCGGCGGAAACAACCAAGAGUGUAGCACAGUCGUCCUCAACAGCCAUACAACGACAAGCUUCAAGGAGUACACGCCGAACCACGAUGCAUUUCCCAGAUACCGAGGCUCUGCAGGUCUUCAACACAGCCCCUUCCACGCCUACCCCCGAAGAAAGCAACACAAGCAUAGCCACACCUACCAGCGAGAGUCGCUCCGACCAUGGACAAAGGCCAGACAGCCUCGUGAUACAAGAUGAGGCUCGACGGAUUUGGCGGCAUAUGCGACGCAACAGCCGGACCACGUCAGGGAUCUCAAGCGCAUCCGAAGCAAGUAGCCGUGCCGAAUCAGGGGCACAGCAGCAGCAAAGACCUCAGAGGCGUGGGUCACAGGAGAGUGUCAUGGACCGGAUGGCUGCUGCGGACACUCGCGUCAACGAGCUUCGCCUGAAGGCACUCCAAAACAAACGCAGUGUCGGCGCCGAGACAUUGCGAGACUUCAGUAUGAUGCAGCAACAGCAUGAGGAUGAGUUGGAUGAAUCGCGAUACGAGGCCAACUUGCCUUGGCUGUGAGUCGGUGUGGAAGAAGCGGUCUGGCAUCACCGGUCUGUCAGAACGUCUUUCGCCUUGUAAAAGGUGGGCCUAUUGAUUUGGGAGGGCACUGCUACAAAAUUCCGAAUUAGG